AUGACUUCCACUGCGCCCUGUUUAUCCCCUCAAGUCAUUGACGGACAUUAUGUGGACCCUCGAAAAUUGAUUAGCCUGUUACAACGAGUGUAUGGGACAGUUGAUGGCAAUAACAAUUUUCGAGUCGAGUUGAGAUUGAAUCGCUACAAGAUAUACCGUCCUUCCGACGAUGAUAAUGUUCAAACGUUGACCGAGAUUGUCGAAUAUAUAGAAGGCGCAAUCGUUGAUCUGGCAGGUGUCGAAGAGGAAGAGCUCGUUAUAUCUCAAUCGGUAUUUUUGCUAAUUAUGAGAAUUCAUAAUUCUGCCAGUCUUCUAGUCAUGGAGUACGGGUGUUCUACACAUUAA
Molecule: messenger RNA, 345 nt
Organism: Botrytis fragariae
Lineage: Eukaryota; Fungi; Ascomycota; Leotiomycetes; Helotiales; Sclerotiniaceae
Exons: 3
Coding region: 1-345 (114 amino acids)
Source: RefSeq, a predicted model, not a curated record